AUGUUCAGUCAGGGCCCCAGGACCCCAGCUUCAGGCUGCUACUAUCUAAAUUCCAUGACACCUGAGGGCCAGGAGAUGUACUUGCGAUUUGAUCAGACUGCGAGACGCUCUCCUUACAGGAUGAGCCGGAUUCUAGCACGCCAUCAGCUAGUGACUAAAAUUCAACAAGAAAUUGAGGCGAAGGAAGCAUGUGACUGGCUCCGUGCUGCUGGGUUCCCACAAUACGCUCAGUUGUAUGAGGAUUCCCAAUUUCCCAUCAACAUUGUGGCUGUCAAGAAUGAUCAUGAUUUUCUUGAAAAGGACCUUGUAGAACCUCUUUACAGACGACUAAAUACAUUGAACAAGUGUGCCUCAAUGAAACUUGAUGUGAACUUCCAAAGGAAAAAGGGUGACGACUCAGAUGAGGAAGAUCUCUGCAUCAGCAACAAAUGGACUUUCCAAAGAACCAGCCGCCGGUGGUCUCGCGUGGAUGACCUGCACACACUGUUCCCCGGAGGAGACAGACAUGGAUCAUCGGGAGACAUUAGGAUGAGAAACACCACGAGCAGUGAAAGCGUCCUCACCGACCUGAGCGAGCCCGAGGUCUGCUCCAUUCACAGUGAAAGCAGCGGAGGGAGUGACGGCCGCAGCCGGCCAGGCAGCGGCCACAGCACCAGCCGGGCGCCCUUCGACUGCCCCGGCCAGCCCUGCCCCGACAGCCCGGUCAUGCUGGACGCCACGUUCGUCAGCAGCGGCCUCCCGCAGUCCCCCAGAGACGCUCUCAGCUACCCAAAGAAUGAGAAACCCACCAGGGCCAGAGCCAAGUCAUUUUUGAAGCGCAUGGAGACUCUCAGAGGGAAGGGGGCACAUGGAAGGCCCAAGGGGCCGGGGCGGACCGGGGGCUUGGUGAUCAGCGGGCCUGUGCUGAAGCAGGAGCCGGAGGCCUUCAAGGCCAUGCAGUGUGUCCCCAUACCGAACGGAGAUCUCCGGAGCUCACCCCCCACUGCCUGCCCCAAAGGGCUCCUGAGCGCCAGCAAAUGGAGCGGGGUGAGCAGCCAGUCGGAAAAGAGCAGCAGUGGCGUGAGCACGCCCGGCCUGAAGGAACGAAAAUGCCAGGAGGCCAACAAGCGCGGGGGCAUGUACUUGGAAGACCUGGACGUGCUGGCCGGGACAGCACUGCGGGAUGCCGGCGACCGAAACCACACACACGAGUUCCAUUCCCAGGAGAACUUGGUGGUGCACAUCCCCAAGGAUCACAAACCGGGAACGUUCCCCAAGGCGCUCUCUAUCGAAAGCCUCUCGCCAACAGACAGUAGCAAUGGGGUUAACUGGAGGACCGGCAGCAUCUCCCUGGGCAGACAGCAGGGCCCCGGGGCCAGGGAGCCCAGGCUCAUGGCGUCCUGCCACAGGGCAAGCAGAGUCAGUAUCUACGACAACGUCCCGGGCUCCCAUUUGUACGCCAGCACAGGAGACCUUAUGGACUUGGAGAAAGAUGACCUCUUCCCCCAUUUAGAUGACAUUCUGCACCAUGUCAAUGGGCUCCAAGAAGUAGUGGAUGACUGGUCAAAAAAUGUCUUGCCUGAACUGCAAACACAUGAUGCAUUGGUUGGAGAACCCAGCUUAUGCCCCUUCCCAUCUCCUAAUCAGAUCACCUUAGACUUCGAAGGCAACUCUGUCUCGGAAGGUCGGACAACACCCAGUGACGUGGAAAGAGAUGGAACAUCUCUUAAUGAGUCGGAGGCCACUGGGGUCCGAGAGAGGAGGGACUCUGGUGUAGGGGCCUCUCUGACCAGGCCAAACAGGCGACUCCGAUGGAACAGUUUCCAGCUCUCGCACCAGCCUCAGGCGUCCACCGCACCGCACAUCAGCAACCAGACGGCCGGCCAGCUGAACCUGCUCCAGCGCUUCUCACUGCUUCGCCUCACGGCCAUCAUGGAGAAGUACUCCAUGUCCAAUAAACACGGCUGGACGUGGUCAGUUCCAAAGUUCAUGAAGAGGAUGAAAGUUCCUGAUUACAAAGACAAGACUGUCUUUGGUGUUCCUCUCAUAGUUCACGUCCAGAGAACGGGACAGCCCCUGCCUCAGAGUAUUCAGCAAGCACUCAGAUACCUGCGUAGCAACUGCCUCGAUCAGGUGGGUCUUUUUCGAAAAUCAGGCGUGAAAUCUCGAAUCCAUGCGUUACGUCAGAUGAACGAGAACUUCCCCGAGAAUGUCAGCUACGAGGACCAGUCUGCGUAUGACGUGGCAGAUAUGGUAAAACAGUUCUUCCGGGACCUCCCGGAGCCUCUUUUCACCAACAAGCUCAGCGAGACCUUCCUCCACAUCUAUCAGUAUGUCCCCAAGGAGCAGCAGCUGCAGGCAGUGCAGGCUGCCAUCCUACUUCUGGCCGACGAGAGCAGGGAGGUCUUGCAGACGCUGCUGUGCUUUCUCAAUGACGUGGUCAACUUGGUGGAGGAGAACCAGAUGACACCCAUGAAUCUUGCCGUGUGUCUGGCCCCCUCCCUCUUCCAUCUUAAUUUACUGAAGAAGGAAAGCUCCCCCAGAGUCAUACAGAAGAAAUACGCCACCGGGAAGCCAGAUCAAAAGGACCUCAGUGAGAACCUGGCCGCCGCGCAGGGGCUUGCCCACAUGAUCACAGAAUGCGACAGACUGUUUGAGGUCCCGCAUGAGUUGGUAGCCCAGUCCCACAACUCAUACAUGGAGGCUGAGAUCCACGCUCCAACUCUGGAAGACCUGGGGACCCAGCUGGAGGAGAGCGGGGCAACUUUCCAUACGUACCUGGAACAUCUUGUCCAGGGCCUCCAAAAAGAAGCCAAGGAGAAGUUCAAAGCCUGGGUCGCGUGCUCCAGCACAGACAACACAGAUCUUGCUUUCAAAAAGGUGGGAGACGGGCACCCGCUGAAGCUGUGGAAGGCCUCUGUGGAGGUAGAAGCGCCCCCCUCCGUGGUUUUGAACCGUGUGCUGAGAGAGCGCCACCUGUGGGAUGAGGAUUUUGUGCAGUGGAAGGUUGUGGAAACCCUGGACAAGCAAACAGAAAUCUAUCAGUACGUGUUGAACAGCAUGGCCCCCCACCCUUCCCGAGACUUCGUGGUUCUCAGGACCUGGAAGACUGAUUUGCCCAAAGGCAUGUGUACCCUGGUGUCCCUCUCUGUGGAGCACGAGGAAGCCCAGCUCAUGGGCGGUGUGCGGGCUGUGGUGAUGGAUUCUCAGUACUUGAUAGAACCGUGCGGCUCUGGCAAAUCGAGACUGACCCACAUCUGCAGGAUAGACCUGAAAGGUCACUCCCCAGAGUGGUACAAUAAAGGCUUCGGACAUCUGUGUGCAGCGGAAGUUGCCAGGAUUAGAAACUCUUUUCAGCCCCUCAUUGCUGAGGGUCCAGAAACUAAAAUCUGAGUUUUCCCCAGUGUGACAUCAAACUCAGGGAAGAGGAAGUGAACGGAAACACUUGUGGGAGAGAGUGUGCUCGUGAGAAAGAGAGAGAGAGAGAGAGAGAAAAAGAGAGACUGAAUGACAUGGUUAAUACUUUUAAAAAUGGAAACACUGAGGAGUCAGAAUGUUGAAGAUGCAAGAAUUUCUGAGAACUUUCCUAGCCCUCCUGGAGAUGGCUACAUCCCUACUAAUAUAAUAUUUUUAAAAAUCAGAACAUUUAUCUAUGUUACUUAAAAUUAAAUGGAUUAUUCCUUGUGCAUUGCCUAAUUUACUAUUUAAAGGCUUCUAAGAAGCAUAUUUGUAACUGUAAAUAAAUGUCUGUAUAGCAUAUGUACAUAUGUGUGUAUAUCUCUAUCUUUACUGUAUAUAUGUACAAUACCAAUUUUAUAU
Neomonachus schauinslandi (Hawaiian monk seal) is the source of this 3798-nucleotide messenger RNA. It is a transcript of the gene STARD13, whose product is annotated as StAR related lipid transfer domain containing 13. The coding region runs from base 1 to 3372 and encodes 1123 amino acids. NCBI's taxonomy places the organism in Eukaryota, Metazoa, Chordata, Mammalia, Carnivora, Phocidae. The record is from RefSeq and is a predicted model, not a curated record. The transcript has 14 exons. Gene Ontology annotation, biological process: regulation of Rho protein signal transduction; signal transduction; actin cytoskeleton organization. Gene Ontology annotation, molecular function: protein binding; GTPase activator activity; lipid binding.